AUGCCAGUAGAAGUAGCCGCUCCGAGGGCAGCGCCUAGCAGUUCACUGCCAUACUACCGAGUUCCACCCACCAUCGGAGGCAAAGCGGGGGAAGAUGCCGACGAGUGGCUCGUCCACUACAAACGAGUGAGCAAGUCCAACGGGUGGUAUGCAACCGCUCAGCUCACCAAUGUGGUAUUCCCUCUGACCGAUACCACUCUCGUGUGGUACGAGAACCACGAGGACGCGCUUACGACGUGGGAACAUUUGGUUGACGAGUUAAAGGCAGUCGCCAAAAAGAAGCGUGCGGAGCAGACACUGUCACAACGGGCGCAGCUACCAGGGUCGCAGCGUUACCUGGAAGAAUCGGAGCUUUACCCAAAUUCCAUCAUCGGGUUUCGUAAGAAGCUCGGGACGCAAGACGCCAUGAUCUUACUGAAGAACGAGAUCAUCGACGAUACGACGGGCACCAAUGACAACAGAGCCAUACUCGGGCUGGACUUGCAGAGCGCCUUCGAUAAAGUGAGGCACUCGGCUAUCUUGGCCCAAGUAUCCAGGCUAAACAUGGGCAGAAGGACUUACCAGUACAUCAAAGACUUCUUGACGGAACGGACCACCGAAAUCUGCGCGGGAGACCUGAAGCUCGAAGAGAAGAAGCUGGGCAGCGUGGGAACUCCGCAGGGCUCGGUGAUCUCCCCGCUACUCUUCAACCUCGUGAUGAUCGGGGUGGCCAACCGGCUAAAAAGAGUAGCGGGAGUCCGGCACACCAUCUACGCCGACGACGUUACGCUAUGGGUACCGGGAGGAAGCGAUGGACACAUCGAGACAACGCUGCAAGAAGCGGUCAACGCCAUCGCGGAGCAGCUGGGCGGGUCUGGACUCGUAUGCUCUCCGGCCAAGUCAGAACUGCUGGUGAUUCCACCGACAGGAGCGGGCAGGAAAAGAAAGAAUAUGGAAGCCAAGUACGAGCGUCCCAAGAUUACGAUCAAGACAGCGGGAGGACAGGUAAUACCGGAGGUCGAGAAGAUUCGAGUGCUCGGGCUGCUCAUCCAGCGAAACCGUGUUAACGGUGAAACGGUCAACAAGUUCGUGGGCAAAGCGGCCGCGGCAAUGAGACUCAUCAAGAGGGUGUCCAACAGAAGAGCGGGGAUGAAGGAGGAGAGCCUGACUAGGCUCGUUCAAUCCUUCGCAGUUAGCCACAUAACGUACGUUGCCGCCUUCCACAACUGGAGGCCGAGCGAACGUAACAAGAUAGACGCCACCAUACGCAAGGCGUAUAAGGCGGCACUCGGCCUCCUCGGGAGCACGAGUACCGAAAAAUUCAUGGCGCUGGGAGUCCACAACACGCUGGACGAAAUAGCCGAAGCACAGAGAACGGCGCAACUCGAGCGUCUCUCUGAAACGAGAACCGGAAGACAGAUACUGCGGGACCUUGGCCUCGAGCCGAGGGAAGCCAACCAGCAGGAAGACGUACCUAUACCGGAUAGCAUCAACAGAAAGCUCAGGGUCUACCCGAUCCCGAGGAACGUGAACCCCGAGCACAACAAGGAGCGGAGGUUGGCGAGGGCCAGGGCUCUCGUGGACCUCCACGCCAGAGAAGAAGGCGCCGUCUACGUGGACGCGGCGGAGUAUCGAGGGAGCAGCGACGCAUACGCGGUGGUGGCUGUCGGGGCAUCGACGGGUGCAACGAAGACUGCGGCGAGCGUCCGGACUCGAGAGGCACACCGGGCGGAGGAGGUGGCCAUCGCCUUGGCCAUCUCCGACCCCGGAUGCACUACAGUGUUGUGUGACUCUAGAACGGCAGUGAAGAACUACGCCAAGGGUAGGGUAUGUAGUGAGGCCGCGCGCAUACUGCGCAAGGCCGAACACAUCGAACACAAAAGAGCUGUGGUGAUCAAGUGGUUUCCGGCCCACAUGGGCAGUGACGUGUCGGAACGCGGGAACGUGAACCACAACGAGACGGCCAACUCAGCCGCGCGAGGACUAACCAACCGCGCAGCUGCAAGCACGGCCGACUCGGAGUGUUGGUCGCGGUGCAGUGCCAAGGACAAGAUGACCACCUUCAACGAAAUAGUGAAGUGGUACAGACUUAACAGACAGACUAUGCCGCCACCUCAUCCGGGGCUUACCCGGAAGGAGGCAGUGCUAUACAGGCAAUUACAGACGGGGUCCCUGCUCACCCCGGUGCUAGCUAAGCACGUGUGUCCGAGCACGUGUUGCUGUGAGAUCCUUAGUAUGGCUGCGUGCAGCAUUGUAACACUUGGUGGAACAUUUGAAGUGUGCGCCAAUACAUCGGAUUACCUUGAAGGGCCCGAAACAGCCUCGCAGUCGUUUCCCACUGAGUCCUCGUCGGCGUAUCGGGGUCCAAACCCAAACACGAUCGCCGGCCUGGUACUGGACGAAGCGUCGUCGGAAGGUGUAGUGUCGGCUGUCGGUCCCCUGCUGGUUCUUCAUCCGCAGGCGGGCGAGCUGUCGGGCUUCUUCGGCGCGCUGGAGGACGGCUUGGGUGAACUCCGCUGGCCGUUCCUCUGUCGGUGA
Molecule: messenger RNA, 2517 nt
Organism: Dermacentor albipictus
Lineage: Eukaryota; Metazoa; Arthropoda; Arachnida; Ixodida; Ixodidae
Source: RefSeq, a predicted model, not a curated record